ACUUUUCCGACUUCAUCACUCGAAACAACAACACUUGUAACUUCAGCCUUGCAGUCGCGUGAUAGCAAUUUGAAACCUGUCAUCUUUUUACCCUUGAACGCAAUGGCCGAGACUUAUACUACCGCCGAGGUGGGCAAGCACAAGGAUGAGGCCAACGGCUUCUGGCUCAUUGUCGAGAAUGACGUUUACGACGUGUCGAAGUUCCUGGAGGAGCACCCUGGCGGCGCAAAGAUCCUCAAGCGCUGGUCCGGCAAGAACGCCACCAAGGCCUUCUGGAAGUACCACAACGAGGGCGUCCUGAAGAAGUACGGCAAGGACCUCAAGAUUGGUGCAGUCGGAGAGAGCGCCAAGUUGUAA
Messenger RNA from Fusarium keratoplasticum, 357 nucleotides. RefSeq names its product Cytochrome b5 heme-binding domain-containing protein. Gene Ontology annotation, molecular function: heme binding. The record is from RefSeq and is a predicted model, not a curated record. Bases 103 to 357 code for a protein of 84 amino acids. NCBI's taxonomy places the organism in Eukaryota, Fungi, Ascomycota, Sordariomycetes, Hypocreales, Nectriaceae. Gene Ontology annotation, cellular component: membrane; intracellular membrane-bounded organelle. The transcript is spliced from 2 exons.